AUGAGUUCUUACGAGAAUAAAGGCCUCGCCGGUCAUAAUUCGUCGCCCCAAGAAGACGUGCUUUCGAAGUCGGCCAAUCAUCCAAACGAGGUCACUUACUCGGCUAACAUGCCAGAGAAGAGUUUAGAGAAACCUCGGGACUAUGCCGCCGCCGAGAAGUCGGUUACUGAUGAGGAGAGCGCAAAUGUAGGCCAUAUAGCCGGCGACGAGAAGGAAGAACCGAAGGGCUUCUUCGCUAUUUAUUAUCGAAGAUAUCGGGCCUACGUCCACAUCUUUAUCUGGCUCGUCUUUACGGCAUGGUGGAUCUAUGGCCUCGUUCGUUUCCGGAACGAGAAGAACUGGCUGAUCCCGUUCUUGGUAUACCUGGCGAUCACGCUUCGUAUCAUCUUCCUCUGGAUCCCGAUUAAAUAUGUCAUGAUGCCUGUCAAAUUCGUCUGGCGUCACACUGCCUUCAGGAUUUACGAGAUGAUCCCGAAGAAGCUCCAUCGCCCACUUGCUGCCGUCGUCACCGUCGCAGUUUUCUUAAUCGGCUCUAUGGUGCCGGAAGAGACCGGCGACAACACGCGCGCCCGCCGUGCGCAAUCUCUGUUUGGCCUGGUAGUGAUGAUUGCUGUAUUGACUGCCACUUCGAGGGACUGGAGGAAAAUUCCCUGGCAUACUGUCAUCGGCGGAAUGCUCACUCAGUUCAUUAUCGCCGUCUUCGUCUUGCGAUCCCAGGCUGGUUAUGACAUCUUCAACUUCAUUUCUACGCUGGCCCGAACCUUGCUAGGCUUCGCCGGCGAGGGUGUCGAAUUCCUAACGGAUGCUACAGUGAGGCAAAUGACUUGGUUCCUCAUUACUGUCAUGCCGCCCAUCAUCUUCUUCAUCGCUCUUGUAUCCCUCCUGUAUCACGUCGGCCUUAUCCAGUGGUUCGUCAGCAAGUUUGCCGUCUUUUUCUUCUGGACUCUCCGCGUUUCGGGUGCCGAAGCCGUAGUAGCCGCCGCGACCCCUUUCAUCGGACAGGGAGAAUCUGCCAUGCUGGUACGUCCGUUUAUCGCGCAUAUGACCAUGGCCGAGAUCCAUCAGGUUAUGACGUGCGGCUUUGCCACCAUCGCCGGUUCCGUGCUUGUGGCCUACAUCGGGCUUGGCCUAAGUCCUCAGGCGCUCGUCUCUUCCUGCAUCAUGUCUAUCCCGGCAUCCCUCGCUGUCUCUAAGAUGCGCUUCCCAGAGACGGAAGAGACCCUAACAUCCGGCCGCGUAGUUAUCCCAGAGGACGACGGGCACAGGUCUGCCAAUGCGUUGCACGCCUUUGCGGACGGUGCCUGGCUCGGGUUGAAGAUCGCCGGCAUGAUUAUAGCCACGCUUCUCUGCAUCGUCGCCUUUGUUGGUCUAAUCAACGGACUUCUUACGUGGUGGGGUAGUUAUUGGGGCAUUCAAGAAUUAACCAUUCAGUUUAUCCUUGGUUACUGCUUCUACCCCGUAGCUUGGCUACUUGGCGUACCGAAUGAAGAUCUCUUGCUCGUCGGAGAACUAAUCGGUCUGAAAAUCAUCAUCAACGAGUUCAAGGCAUUCGACGCCCUUAAGUCGAAUCCUCGCUAUGCGGGCUUGAGUCCGCGAGCCCGGAUCAUCGCCACCUAUGCUUGCUGCGGUUUCGGCAACAUCGGCUCUCUCGGUACUCAGAUCGGUGUAUUGAAUCAGCUUGCCCCCGAACGUGCCGGGGAUGUGUCUAGGGUUGCCAUUUCAGCCCUUGUUUCUGGUAUUAUUUCGACUCUGACAUCCGCUAGUGUUGCCGGCAUGUUAUAUACGGACACUAUAGGAGCACCUCUAAGUUAG
Molecule: messenger RNA, 1812 nt
Organism: Daldinia decipiens
Lineage: Eukaryota; Fungi; Ascomycota; Sordariomycetes; Xylariales; Hypoxylaceae
Product: H+/nucleoside cotransporter
Exons: 4
Coding region: 1-1812 (603 amino acids)
Biological process (GO): nucleoside transmembrane transport
Cellular component (GO): membrane
Molecular function (GO): symporter activity; nucleoside transmembrane transporter activity
Source: RefSeq, a predicted model, not a curated record